AAUUAUGUUUUUUGUAUGUGUAUAAAAUAGAAUAGAAGAGGAAAAUUAGAAAGGGAAAUUAGGGUUAGGGUUUUAGAAGAAGAACAAGGAUAUUCUAGUUAUGGAAAAUGAAGAAGAAACCACCUCCGGAAACCACCAGCUGCCUGUCAUUGAUGACGGCGAGUCACCGGAAACAACAAGAACAGAUGAUAUCACUAUUACUAGUAUAGAUAAUGAAUCUGAUAAGAAUGCACAAGUGAUGCCUGAAACAAACAUUCAACAAGAAAACACUGAUUCGAUGGAGAAAGGUAUUGCUGAUGACGUGGCGACGGUGGUUGAAUGUGGUGGUAUUGAGAAUGAAAAUGUAGAUGAAAUUGUUGGUGGUGAUGACACGUGUAAUGAUGGUGUGGAAGUCGAGAAACAAGGAGACGAAACACUGAUAACUGAAGCGGACGCAGAUGAUGAGGAGAAAGAAACCGAGGCACGAGAGAGUGAAUUAAGAACUGCAGAAAUUGUAGAAAAAGAUGAUGUUAAGGAACAGGGAGGAGACGGAAGUGAAGCAAUGGCAACUGAAGGAAAAGGAGUGGGUAAGGACGAGGACGAAACAGAGGCACAAAAUGUGGAAAAAACCUUGGAUAAAACUGAAACUGCAGAACUUGUAGAAAACGACGAUGUUAAGGAACAAAGAGGAGAUGAAAGUGAAACAAUGGUAACAGAAGAAAACCGAGUGGGUGAGGAGGAGGAUGCAGUGAUGGCAAAUGAUGAAAUAAUGGGAGAAAAAGGAGUGGGUAAGGAAGAGGAUGCAGUGAUGGUAAAUGAUGUAACGAUGAUAGCAGAAGAAAAAUGUGUGGUUAAGGAAGAGAAUGCAAUGAUGACAAUUGAUGAAACAAUGAUAACAGAAGAAAACCGAGCGGUUAAGGAAGAAGAAGAACAGAAAGACGAUGAAUUGAUGGCAAACGAUGAGAAACAAGACAUGGAGAAAACGUUAGAUGAUACUGAAACGGAGACUGACAAAUUGACGGAUGAAGCAGAAACAAAGUUAGAUAAAUUGACUGAUACUGAAAUGGAGGAUGAAAAUGAAGCAAAUUUAAUAGAUAGUGACGAAGAUAAAGGCCAAGAAGAAGAGGAAGAAGAAGAAGAAGAAGAAGAAGCUGCUUUGAUUGAAUCAGAAACUGAAUCGCCAGAGUCGUCAUCCAAGAAAGGUGGCGGUAGCCAGGGAAAACGGAAAAGAGGAGGGAAGGUUUCAAAACCAGCCUCAAAGUCUCCUGCUACACCUAGGAAGACCAUUGAAGAAGAUGUUUGCUUCAUUUGCUUUGAUGGCGGAGACCUUGUGUUGUGUGACCGAAGGAACUGUCCUAAAGCUUACCAUCCUGCUUGUGUUAACCGAGAUGAUGCCUUCUUCAAAUCUAAGGGUCGUUGGAACUGUGGUUGGCAUCUGUGUAGUAUGUGUGAGAAAAAAGCGGAGUACAUGUGCUAUACUUGCACAUUUUCUUUGUGCAAAGCUUGCAUUAAAACCCAUGGUUUGUUAUGUGUAAGGGAGAAAGAGAAGAAAGGCUUGUGCGAGGCAUGCAUGACAACUGUCAUGAAAAUAGAAAAACCGGAUGAUCAGGGAGAUGUAAACUUUGACGACAAAAAUAGCUGGGAGCAUCUUUUCAAGGACUAUUGGCUAGAAACGAAAGCAAAGAAUAAUUUGUCUUUUGAUGAACUUGCCCAAGCUAAGAAUCCUUGGAAGGGACCUGGAAAACAAGAAUCUUUGAUCGCACAAUCUGAUGUUAAAGAUGACAAUGGUUCGGGUCCAGAGAAUCUUCCUGAGACCCCAAAAGCAAGAAAGAGCAAAAGAAAUGCAAAGAAGCAAAAAUCUGCUGCUAAGGUAGAUGACUUAAAUACUGAAGGCUUGGUGCCUGAGAAUGCCGAGUUGGUAUCAAAAGAACUUCUGGAAUUCGUGAUGCACAUGAGAAGUGGUGACAACUCUGCUAUAACUAAGUCUGAAGUCCAGGAUCUUUUGCUUGAGUACAUUAAAAGAAACAAACUUCGUGAUCCUAGUUGUAAGGGUUUUGUCAUUUGUGAUAAAAGACUCAUAAAGCUUUUUGGUAAACAACGUGUGGCACAUAUUGAAAUGUUAAAGCUUCUAGAAUCUCACUUUUUUAUGGAAGGCGAUUCUCAGAUAGAUGACCUUCAAGAGACUGUUGUUGAUACUGAAGUUAGCCCGGCUGAUGACAAAGACAGGAAACGUAAAGGGCGAAAGAAAGUUGACAGACGAGGACCACAGUCCAAUCGUGAUGAUUAUGCUGCAAUUGAUAUGCACAACAUAAGCAUGAUUUACCUGCGGCGGAAGUUGGUGGAGGACUUGCUUGAUGAUAUGGAAACAUUUCAUGAAAAGGUUGUUGGUACUUUUGUUAGAAUAAGAAUCUCUGGAGCUAAUCAGAAGCAGGAUAUAUAUAGACUGGUGCAAGUUAAAGGUACUAGUGAAGCAACCCAAUAUACGCUUGGCAAAAGGACGACAUGCAUCAUGCUUGAAAUUUUAAAUCUUGACAAAACUGAGAUUAUAUCCAUCGAUAGCAUUUCCAAUCAAGAGUUCAUGGAGGAUGAAUGUAAGCGCCUGAGGCAAAGUAUAAAGUUUGGGUUUAUAAACAGACCGACUGUGGGAGAUGUUUUGGACAAAGCCAUGGAACUUCAGGCAGCAAGAGUGAAUGAUUGGUUUGAAACCGAGGUUCUGCGACUUAGUCAUCUUCGAGAUCGAGCAAGUGAUUUAGGGCGUAAAAAAGAGCUCAGAGAAUGUGUAGACAAACUAAACCUGCUGAAGAUGCCUGAGGAGCGAGCCCGUAGGCUAGAAGAAAUUCCACUAAUACAUGAUGAUCCUACUAUGGAUCCUGAACAUGAGUCUGAUGAUGACACUGAUUUGGAUGAUAAGAAGCAAGAAGUACACAGGAGAUCUGACAGUUUUAGAUUAAACAAAAGAGGAAGAGAUCAGUUUUCUCCAAGAGGAGAUUACAAUUCUAAAGAAUCUUGGAGUGGUAACCCCAGCAGUUCAGCCAAAAGUUAUGAGUUUAGCAGAAGCUUGUCAAAUAGAAAUCUUUCAAACAAGGCGGAAGAUGCAACUACUUCAUUUUUUGAGAUGCAUACGGAUAAUUCACAGGAUCAAGGAAGGGAGAUAUUUGUGCAACAACCAAUCAUAUUAGAGAAGCCAAGUGUACCUUCCCCAAGAGGAACUCCAGCUGCACCAGAAUCUGCUCCCAAAGUGAAUGAAACAGAGAAAAUGUGGCAUUACAAGGAUCCCUCUGAAAAAAUUCAAGGACCAUUUACCAUGGUGCAGCUGCGCAAGUGGAGUAAAAAUGGAUACUUCCCUGCUGGUUUGAAAAUAUGGCGAAAAAGUGACAAGGAAGAUGAUGGUAUUCUUUUAAGUGAUGCAUUGGAUGGUAAGUUUCCACUUUUUGACCUGCGAACAAGUCAAGAUGGACACAUACUGAAUCAUGACCGUAGUCAUGGUCAAUCACAGCUGAGAAAUAGGGAUACUAUUGAGAAACCAAACCUAAAGUUGUCAGAUGAUAUUGCUAAGCUUCCUUCACCUACACCAACUAUAGCCACCACUGUUUGGACUGGGGGACAAGCUGGCUCACAGGCAGGACCUGGUUCAUACCCUAGCGAAAAUGAAGCUAUGCAAUCACCAACACCAAAUAGUUCCCUUUUGGUUGGUUCUUCUGUCUCAUCUUUGGUUAAAUUUGGAAACAAUGAGCCAGGAUCUGUUGGUGUUUCCACAUUCCAACCUCAUAAUUCUAUCACUCCUGUCUCGGUUGCAGUUGCACCACAAACCAUUGACCAGGGUAUUCUAAGUUCUGUCCAAUCUUCCCAAUUAGUUCAGCAGGUUGCCCCACCCGGCACCAAUAUGCCUCCUCAAAUGGUUCAGACUUUAAGUGGUCAAAUUUCUCAGGGCUGGAGCAAUGCACCUUCAAUGAUUUUGCCGCCAAACCAGUCUAUGAAUAAUGCUGGACUACAACAGGUAUAUAACCAAUGGACCGGUGUUCCAAACAUGGUGCAAAAUCCUGUUGGAAACUUUAUGACAGUACCCCAAGAACAUUGGGGACAAUAUCCUUUUCCUGUUAAUCAACCUAGUAUGCAGCAGCAGCAGCCACCACAACCAACGCAACCCCCACAAGGGAAUGCAAGUUGGGGUGCAAUGAUUCCAACUCCACACAUGGGAUGGAUUGCUCCUAACUCCGGAACUCCAAUAAAUUGGGGGCCCAUGGUUCCAGGUCCACAAGUAACUGGGAAUGUCGAUCCAACUUGGGUUAUGCAAGCUGGGAGCAUUGGUCCAGUCCCAGGGAAUGUGCAAGCAGGUUGGGUUCCUCAGCCUCCAGUUCAAGGGGUUCCUCCAAAUCAAGCCUGGGUUGCUACCCCAAUUCAAGGGCCAGUAGUUCCCGGAAAUGGGAACCCUGGCUGGGUUGUCCCCCCUGGAACUCAAGUAGCUCCCAAUGCUGCUUGGGCUGCACCAGCUGUCAAUCAAGGUCCUGCUAGUAUGAACAGUGGGUGGGUUGGACCUGGGAACCCAGGUGCUCUAUUUCCAAGCCAAGGACCUGGACACAACUUGGGUUGGGUUCCGCCAGCCGGAAAUCAAGGAGCACCACCACCACUAUCACCCUCUCCAUCACCAUCACCAUCGGGGAACAAGUCCAACAACCAGAAUUGGGGUUCCCGAAAUCAUGGGAACUGGGGUGGUAAUGGUCAUAGAGGGGGUUUCUCUGGGGAACGGUGGAAUAGAGGAGGUCCUGGCUUCCGUGGCAAUAGAAGGAAUUAUAAUAAUAAUCAAGAGUCGUUCCACAAAGAUGGUGGGUCAUAUCACGGAGCAGGAAUGGGAGAUUCUUCACGAUCUUCUGACCAUUAGAAUAACAACUUUCUGCAUCGACUGGAUAUGCUGGAGUUUUGAUUAGUGCAGUUUACAGGAUAGUUACUUUCUGUAUAGCAAUUUUUGGGUUAGACUUAACUUUGGGAUCCUGUUAAUAGAUAUAGAGCUUGUGCAGUGUAUGUGUGGCUUAUGUGCUCACAGUACUUGCCGUAAGUUUUAUAAUUCGGUAGCAACAGUUAUUGUAAUUUGCUUCUUAUACAGGAACCCUGGAGAAAGCCAUAGUUCCCAUCUUUGCAGCUUUUGAACAUAAUAGUGGGCGUUUUUCUCACAUGUGAAUAUUCAGCAAGGCUUAUUUGCAUGCA
This is a messenger RNA of Erigeron canadensis, 5181 nucleotides long. RefSeq names its product zinc finger CCCH domain-containing protein 19-like. The transcript has 10 exons. NCBI's taxonomy places the organism in Eukaryota, Viridiplantae, Streptophyta, Magnoliopsida, Asterales, Asteraceae. The coding region runs from base 101 to 4858 and encodes 1585 amino acids. Gene Ontology annotation, molecular function: DNA binding; protein binding. The record is from RefSeq and is a predicted model, not a curated record.